This is a messenger RNA of Lepus europaeus (European hare), 1233 nucleotides long. RefSeq names its product PC-esterase domain-containing protein 1B-like. Lineage: Eukaryota; Metazoa; Chordata; Mammalia; Lagomorpha; Leporidae. The coding region runs from base 1 to 1233 and encodes 410 amino acids. The transcript has a single exon. The record is from RefSeq and is a predicted model, not a curated record.
AUGGCCCACCUGAGAGCCUACGAGGUCCGGCAGCUGCUGCACAACAAAUUCGUGGUCGUCAUGGGGGACUCGGUCCAGCGCGCUGUGUACAAGGACCUGGUGCUGCUGCUGCAGAAAGACUGCCUGCUGUCCUCCCAGCAGCUGAAGGCCAAGGGCGAGCUGAGCUUCGAGCGCGACGUGCUGCUGGAGGGCGGCAGGUGGGGCCGCAUGCACAAUGGCUCCCACUACCGCGAGGUGCGCCAGUUCCGCUCCGACCACCACCUGGUGCGCUUCUACUUCCUCACGCGCGUCUACUCGCCCUAUGUCGAGAACGUUCUAGAAGAGCUGCGCUGGGGCCCCCACGCCCCAGACGUGGUCAUCAUGAACUCCUGCCUCUGGGACCUCUCCCGGUACGGCCAGGACUUCCCUAGGAGCUACAGGGAAGACGUGGAGAGCCUGUUCCGGCACUUUUACCACGUGCUGCCCCAGGCCUGCCUCCUGGUGUGGAACACGGCCAUGCCCGUGGCCCAGGUCGUCUCGGGAGGCUUCCUCCCGGAGGAGGGCCAGCCGGGGCCGGUCCGCUUGCGGGAAGACGUGAUGGAGGCCAACUUCUACAGUGCCCUCGAGGCAGACAGGCACGGCUUCGACGUGCUGGACCUGCAUUUCCAUUUCCGCCACGCCGGGCAGCACCGACUGGGAGACGGCGUGCACUGGGAUGAGCACGCGCACCGGCGCCUCUCCCAGCUGCUGCUGGCGCACCUGGCAGACGCCUGGGGAGUGCACCUUCCCUACCGCAACCCUGAGAGCACGUGGAUCAGAAACGGUCCCAGAGGCAGACGCCCGGGUCUCGCAGGCAGGAGACAAAGUCUGGAAAACCCAGGUGACCAAGGCAGACCAGGCUUGUCCACACCUCCGUGCCAUCCAGCCUCUCGGCAACUGCCCGUGACCCACCCCCGGGCCCGUUCUCCUGUACGCUCCUACCGCCGAAGAACCCGAUGGCCCUACGACCAGUCUCUCCUGCACCGGCGAAUUUACAGCAACUCCUCCUCGCGCCAGACCAGGUAUACCAGAGAAGCCCACCCGAGGGGUAGCCUCCAGUCAAGGCUGGGCCCCAUGCGCCCAGGCUCUACCCACAACCCAGGCAGGAGGUCUUCCCCUUACCCUCACCGGCGCUACAGCGAGUCACGGAGACGCCAGCAAAGACGCUCAGAGGGAUGGAACCCAGCGCAUGCAGAGACAAGGCCCCAUGACUAG